AUGGAAUACUCGCAGGAGCAACUGAACUACUUCAGACUCUGCUACGUAGGAUUCGAUUUGGUUCCAGUAGGACUGCGGCAAAUCUUUAAAAAAGAAUGGGAUUUUCUUUAUAAGGCAACCUCAUUUGGAGAAUGGAAAGAUACAGCACAGAAUGGUCGUGAUUUUUAUAAUAACGAAUCUAAGAAAAGUCGCAAGAAAUACGCCCGGUACCUAACGACAAUACAGAGUGGAAACACGGCAGAGUGGGACUCUUCCUGUUUGUUUUUUGCCAUCCUGUACUCAGACAGCGUUGGUACCACCUUAAGUCCAGCUGUCCGGAACGAGGUCGAUGAUAUUCGUCAGGUGCGAAACGAGAUCGCACAUAUCACGGAAGCUAAGCUGACAGAUGCCGAUCUCCAAACUUCUGUAGUUAGACUGUUGAACGCUUUUACAUCUCUUGGUCUUGCAAUAACUGAGAUCCAAGAAAUAAAGAAUCAGAAGACCUUUCCAACGAAAGAAGUGGAAACUUUUAAGAGACAAGUUCGUGAUCUCCAAGAUGAGUUAGAUCAGACAAAAUGUGACCUGGAGGAAACAAAAAGUGCACUUCAGAGUACAGAAGCUGAUUUGGUUUUUGCAAAACAAGAAAACAAGGCUCUCACGCAAGAAAUGAGUGCGAAACUUCAACCUUUUUGCUUUCUCGCGUCGACACCACCACACGAUAUCAUCAGGCGUUCUCAUGACAUUGGAAGAAUUACAAAGAAAAUGAAAGAACUUUCCAGUGGUGCCAAUGGAGGAGUUAGUACUGUGUAUUUGUCAGGAAAUCCAGGAUGUGGUAAGAGUCAAAUUGCACGGGAAAUCGGACAACAGUUUUUUUCUGAACGAACGGGUGACGUUGAAAAUCUGAUUUUUGUUGCGACGCUGAACGCAGAAAGCAUCGAAACGCUUGCUGCUUCUUACAUGACUCUUGGAAGACACCUAAGGAUAACAGAAUACGCCUUGUCAGGGUUAGAAUCUUUAAAAAUAGAGAAGCCUAUUGAAGCAGUUCAACAGCUCCAUCGUUUGAUUUUGCCCAAGGUUACUAAGUUUACCAAAUGGAUGAUUGUAGCAGAUAAUGUGGUCGAGUUGCGUUCAGUUAACGCCUUACUACCUCAAACCGGUAGUAAAGAAUGGGGAAAUGGUCAAGUGCUGAUUACUACUCAAGAUAGCACUACAAUUCCUCAUAACGCUCCUCAUACAUAUCAUGAAUCAUUAAGUAAAGGAAUGAGGCUGGACGAAGCAGUAGAAUUAUUGGAAAAAGUUUCACAAAUUUCAGACCGAGAGCAAGCAGAAAAUGUCGCCGAUUUUCUCGAUUUUCAGCCCCUGGCCUUAGCUGCUGCUGCUUUCUACGUGCAAACAGUUAUUAGCAGUGGGUCUUCAAAUUAUGAAUGGAAGGCAUACCUCCGCGACAUAUCAACAUACAGUCAACGAAGAGAGGUUGAAACUGUCCUUGCGAAUGUGAGUUUAGCCUACGCGACAACAACAAUGGCUGCCGUAGAAAUGGCCAUCGAAAGAACUGUAGACACUGAUAAAGUUCUUGGUCACACAUUCUCCUUUCUUUCGCUGUGCGCUCACGACGAUCUCCCACUCGAAGCUGUUUCAAAGUUCGUCAAAGCGCAAACAAAAGACCAGCCGGAGGAGUUGAUCAAGGCAAAGAUUGUUAGGUCUUCUUUACUUCUUGUUCAUUCCGAGAAAGGAAAUGAACGUGGAUGUAUUCGCUUGCAUAAAAUUGUUUAUGAAGCUUUGAUUCGAGGCGAAGUCCUCAAGCUAACAUCAGAGCAGAUUAAUUGCGGCUUGGCCGAAGCAGGAAAGAUUUUCAAAUCCCUGUUUGAAGAAAAUAAUGAGGAUUAUGCGAUUUUUAAGACCUUGAGGCCCCACUGUGAAUCUUUACUUAAGCACAUGACACUAAAUCGCAGUUCUGAUCAGCUGAGAACUUUUUUGAGAACGUCGACGCCUUUUGUAGAUUUGAAUAUGGUUGCCGAUUGGUUGAGGUCUCUUGCUUCAAUCUGUUGCCAUUUUUGUGAUUUGUUGUUUGCUAAAACUGUGGUCGAUUUAGGAUGCGACUUGCUAGAGGACAUAGAAGAUACUGACCCAGGUGCCUUUUUAAAAGGGGAUAUUUUAAGUACCAGUGGCCAAGUGUACUCAAGGAUUGGAAAAUAUAGUCAAGCGGAAGGAUUUCACAAAAAGGCGCUAAUGAUUCGGAAAAAGAUUUUCGAUGAAGAUCAUACCGAUGUAGCAACAAGUUAUAACAACUUGGCAACAGUGUACAGCAGUCUGGGAGAAUACAAUCAAGCCAAAGAACUUCACGAAAAAGCACUAGUGAUUAGAAAGAAAAUUUUCGAUGAAGAUCAUGCCGAUAUAGCAUCAAGUUAUAACAACUUGGCAUCAGUGUACAGCAGCCUGGGAGAAUACAAUCAAGCCAAAGAACUUCACGAAAAAGCACUGGUGAUUUGGAAGAAGAUUAACGGUGAAGAUCAUGUCGAUGUAGCAACUGGUUAUAACAACUUGGCAACAGUGUACCACAGCCUGGGAAAAUACAAUCAAGCCAAAGAACUUUACGAAAAAGCACUAGUGAUUACAAAGAAAACUUUCGAUGAAGAUCAUGUCGAUGUAGCAACUGGUUAUAACAACUUGGCAACAGUGUACCACAGCCUGGGAAAAUACAAUCAAGCCAAAGAACUUUACGAAAAAGCACUAAUGAUUAGAAAGAAAAUUUUCGAUGAAGAUCAUGUCGAUAUAGCAUCAAGUUAUAACAACUUGGCAACAGUGUACUUCGACUUGCAAGAAUACAACAAAGCCAAAGAACUUUACGAAAAAGCACUAAUGAUUACAAAGAAAAUUUUCGAUGAAGAUCAUGCCGAUAUAGCAUCAAGUUAUAACAACUUGGCAUUAGUGUAUGGCAGCCUGGGAGAAUACAAUCAAGCCAAAGAACUUUACGAAAAAGUGCUUAUGAUUACCAAAAAGAUUUUCGGUGAAAAUCAUGACAAUAUAGCAGCAAGUUACAACAACUUGGCAUUAGUGUAUGGCAGCCUGGGAGAAUACAGUCAAGCCAAAGAACUUUACAAAAAAGCGCUGGUGAUUAACAAAAAGUUUUUCGGUGAAAAUCAUGCCAAUAUAGCAUCAAGUUAUAACAACUUGGCAACACUGUACUGCGAUAUGAAAGAGUACAAUAAAGCCAAAGAACUUCAUGAAAAAGCGCUGAUGAUUAACAAAAAGAUUUUCGGUGAAGAUCAUACCCAUACAGCAUCAAGUUAUUUCAACCUGGCGACAGUGUACCGCAACCUAGGAGAAUACAAUCAAGCCAAAGAACUUACGGAAAAAGCACUAAUGAUUAGAAAGAAGAUUUUUGGUGAGGAUCAUGCCGACUGAUAAGGUAUCAAGUUAUCAACAACUUGACAUCAGUGUACACUGUAACGUCAUUAAAAAUAACACAGAAAGUCUAGAAUCUGGGAAAUUAAAGAAGAUAAAUAUACAAAAAGCCUUGCCAAGAAUCAGGUCUGUGCAACAUUUCAUGUGCGAGAUAUUCAGAAAAACGUUUUACCCAGAUUUAUAAACUAAGCUUUGUAUGGAGACGCCAUGUUUGUUUCCCUUUCAGAAAUUGUUUUUGAGUUUUCCUAGUAUGCGUGAAUUCUUCGCUUGAGGAACUCAUGAAGAUUAAGGAAAUAUUUAUUCUGAGACAAGGAAUAUGUAGAUAGCAAAAUCUCCCAAAAUCGGUAAUGGUUUUAACCCAGCUUUCCUGACAGUCAGCUAAAUGCCGCGUAACGCAAAAGCCUGGAAAUUCAAGAGUCCUGUAUCGCAAAAACGAAGAACCCUUUUGAACCGAAAAUUUGUUUGUAUAAAGCUUUUAAGGUGCUGUAAUACCACAUCAAAGUAGAAACUCAGAAGAAGCGAUAGUUUUCUUAGUUUGAAUUUUGGUGACGUCAUGUGAAAACCAAGAAAAGCACUGAUAAUUUGGAAAAACUGAGUUUUCGGUGAACAUAAUGCCCAUGUAGCAAGAAGUUAUAACGACUUAGCAUCAGCGUACUACAGCCUGGGAGAAUACAAUCAGGCGAAAGAAUUUUUCGAAAAAGCACUCAGUAAUGAUUAG
Messenger RNA from Porites evermanni, 4102 nucleotides. NCBI's taxonomy places the organism in Eukaryota, Metazoa, Cnidaria, Anthozoa, Scleractinia, Poritidae. The record is from the annotation of a GenBank genome assembly.